Aspergillus heteromorphus CBS 117.55 is the source of this 595-nucleotide messenger RNA. RefSeq lists its product as uncharacterized. Lineage: Eukaryota; Fungi; Ascomycota; Eurotiomycetes; Eurotiales; Aspergillaceae. The record is from RefSeq and is a predicted model, not a curated record. Bases 164 to 487 code for a protein of 107 amino acids. The transcript has a single exon.
GACGCGGGAAGGAUUGAUCGCAAGAGCAUGAGAGAAAUGAGCGUAUCUUCGGACGGACGACGGGAUCUGCUUGCAUCGCAUCGCAGAGCAAGCAGAAGCCCACGAGAGCAUUUACCACACACUGCAUGAUAUCGCGGCGGGGAUAUUGAGCGCAUAGAUAGAUAUGUGGAUAUACGGCUACUGGGUCUCGACAUUGGGGAAAACCGCGCGCAUUUGCUAUGGGAUACGACCAACUGGUUGGUUAGGCGCUUCGUUGCAUUGUCUGUACAUUAAUUGUGUCUAUACAUUGGAAUUCCUUUUCUUCAUCUUUCUGGCUAGGACCUGCUGCGUGAGGAGUGCUGUAGGUAUAUAUAUAUGUGAGGGACAACCCGGGCGGGGUAUCUCACGCGACACGAGGGCUGAUCUGGUCUUCCUCUCUCUCUCUCUCUCUCUCCCUCCCUCCCUCCCAAUGUCGCAUCCCAGCAUUCAGGUCAUAUGCUGGCUCUAGCAUCUGCUCUUCAAGGCCAUGGUACAGAGAACUCCCCAAGUUGCUCAACUGAUUCAGUCGGAUUGGCGCGACUCAUCCGGGGCCGGGAAGCAAGGGAUGCGUCCCGUG